Messenger RNA from Rangifer tarandus platyrhynchus (Svalbard reindeer), 225 nucleotides. Lineage: Eukaryota; Metazoa; Chordata; Mammalia; Artiodactyla; Cervidae. The record is from the annotation of a GenBank genome assembly.
AUGGUCUCUACGCCGCCACGACGUGGCGGGAAGGAAAAGGCGCCAAAAUGGAGGGGGAGGGGCGCGGGGCGUGCGAGGAGGCGGGAGCCGGGUGUUGAGCUGCGAGGGAGGAAGGAUGGGGAGGGGCGUAUCGAUUCAAACCCAAACAAUAACAAAGCCAUCAAAGGCCGCCCGAGGCCGGCUCUGCGGCUCUCCAUUUCUCGGGGUUUUUGGGUCAAGGGCUAA